AUGUCACAAGCUGAUUUAUGCCGUGCUUAUCUGCAAGCUCUGAACGAAGGAAAUUUAGAAAAUGUUCUAUCCCUGUUCGUACCUGGUGCCGUUGUUUCCUCUCCAUUAUAUGGAAUGAAGUCGGUAGAAGAUUUCUAUAGAGAACUCUUUAAUGAUACGAACCAGUCUACCACGACGUUAUUGAACGUAUUCUCCUCGGAUGCAAAAACUGUUGCAUUACAUUUCCACUAUAAGUGGAGAAUGAAAAAUGAAAAGGUUGUAAAUUUUGAGUGUGUUGAUGUCUUUAAGUUGAAUUCUGAUGCAAAUAAGUUUGAGAAAAUAACUAUAAUUUAUGAUACCCAUCCAUUGAGGGCAGCCUUCGACGAUGUCAAGAUGUCAUAA
Molecule: messenger RNA, 381 nt
Organism: Saccharomyces mikatae IFO 1815
Lineage: Eukaryota; Fungi; Ascomycota; Saccharomycetes; Saccharomycetales; Saccharomycetaceae
Product: nuclear transport factor 2 family protein
Exons: 1
Coding region: 1-381 (126 amino acids)
Source: RefSeq, a predicted model, not a curated record